GCAAUUUUCUGAGCUGAAAAAAAGGCUUCUCCUCUCUCUUCUCUCUUAACUUCCCACCACUUCCCUUAUCUCUCUCCGUCUUCUUCUUCAUAUCAAAUGUAUAUUUUAUCUUUCUUUUUUUAAUUCUUAACUGAGUUUUUACUCACGCAAAGUGGUGUAGUUGGGGAAGUUUGAUUUGGGAAAUGAACAAAGGACAGUCGCCGGAGCCGCUUGAUUUCUUCAUCUGGACUGUGGAGGAUGUUGGCUUGUGGCUUGAGACUAUAAAUCUUGGUAGUUACCGUCAAAUUUUUAAAGAAAAUGGUGUUAAUGGAGAAUAUCUGGAAGGCAUGUCCAUGUUUACAACUGAACAGAUCCUACGGUUUAUAAGACGUUGCCACAUGAAGUGGGGAGACUUCAUCACAUUGUGCAAGGAAUUAAGACGGAUCAAAGUGGCUUGUCUGAAAGGGGAGCAGAAGGUGCGGCGGCCAUGGUGGGCACCGGCAUGCCUAUCUGCAGUGUUCUUAAAGGUUGCAAAAUCCAACAGACAAUCAAGAGUUGUUUCCCUGAAGCUGGAACCAUGAUACAAUAAACCUCUGCAUAUGUGUACGUAUAGCCAUUUUCUUUUUGCCUAGAAAACAGAAGAUAGGAAAGAACCUUUUUUAGCCCUUUUUGCCCUUUCGAUUCCAAAACGUGGUUGUUUCUUCUCCGCUGGAGAACUGUUAUGUAGAAGGUCCUUGUGCACUAAUUUCUGGUGCUGUGUAAUUACGUAUUCUCUCCCAUGUGAACGAAAAUACGAUAUAUGCCGUUUCUCUUCAUGU
This is a messenger RNA of Abrus precatorius (Indian licorice), 797 nucleotides long. RefSeq lists its product as uncharacterized. The transcript has 4 exons. The record is from RefSeq and is a predicted model, not a curated record. The coding region runs from base 183 to 560 and encodes 125 amino acids. Gene Ontology annotation, molecular function: protein binding. Lineage: Eukaryota; Viridiplantae; Streptophyta; Magnoliopsida; Fabales; Fabaceae.